UCUAGAGUCUAUAUAUAGAUCUCCGUACACAAAACCUAUCGGGGAAAAAAGUGAAAACGACAUUUCCAAUGUUAUAUUAUAAUACAAAAUAAUAAAAUUAAAUCUGUAUAUCAAAGACUAAAUCUGUAAUACUACAAGUACUACUAUAAAGACUAUUACUACUAGAUCUAGAGUACUAGUAUUUAGAUCUACUAGAUCUAGUAACUAGUUCUACUACAGUACUAGAUUUUUCUAGAUCUACUUGUUGAUCUAGAUCUAGCACUACUUACUACUUUGUGUAUUUGACAUUUGGAGCACCAUAUAUAAAUAUAUACAAAUACAUCAAUAAAUCUGGCCAUGGAUGGUGAUGAAACAUUAGAGAACUCGUACAGACAGAUGCUUGUUGAACUAGCUGCAAUCAUUCUGCCUGAUGAAUUAGAGACUUUAAAAUUUCUAACUAAAGCAAUAAUUCCCACCAGAGUUAGAGAAAGUAUAAACAAUGUUGUUCAGUUUUUUGAAGCUCUGGAAGAAAGAGAUAAACUAUCACCACAGAACCUUGCACACUUGAGAACAUGGUUGCAGGGUGCAUGCAAAGGAAGAGUGGAUGUUUUUAAACUUAUUGACAGCUAUGAGAAAAGACGAAAUCUCCCAUAUACAGAUGCAAUCCAAGCAGAAGAAAUUAGAAGCUCAAGUUUUGUAAAAGAAUUUGAACUUUUAGAAGAUAAACUCGGCAGAGAGGCUUUCAGUUUCUUGCGUCGCCUGGGUGUUGAGGAUCAUAUUCUUGAGCGCUUAAAGCACGAGCACCCAUCAAACACUAAAGAAGUCAUUCAUCAAGCACUCAAGCACUGGGAGAAAACAGAGCAGAAUGCAAAAAGAGACCAUCUAGUUAACGCUUUAAAAAAAGAAUAUAGAAAUGACUUGGCCAAUAAAUUACUUACCCUCUGAUAAUUAUUUCUGGUUGAAAGACUUUUAAUGCAGCUUUUUUUUUUAAAACCAGCAUCACAUAUUCCCUAUUCAACUGUGUGGAAUUACCAUUAGACUUUGACCUAUAGGUACUUGUUGGACUGUGAUACUAGAGAAUUUCCACUGGUCUUUCCUAAAUUUUCUUUUGAAAAGAUCGUACCAUAAGGUUGUCCUAGUAUUCCUUAUUUACUUUUCUAAGCUUUUCCUUAAUGUUAUAAAGAAUUGUCACAUUUUUUAUCUCUUCAUAUUCCUAACUGUCCCACUCAACAGUUGUGGUUUAAUUACAUUUAAAGUUUGGAAAGUUGUAAAUAUAACAUGAACCUCCGGUGCUGUCAACAAUAGACAUAACUUA
This is a messenger RNA of Physella acuta, 1294 nucleotides long. RefSeq lists its product as uncharacterized. Gene Ontology annotation, molecular function: protein binding. The record is from RefSeq and is a predicted model, not a curated record. Lineage: Eukaryota; Metazoa; Mollusca; Gastropoda; Physidae. Gene Ontology annotation, biological process: signal transduction; regulation of apoptotic process.